UGCCAAAGACUCACACAGGCUUUCCCCUCCGGUUCUCGGACAUUUUUCCCCCUCGAUCCAACCACAGCGCCACCAAUUCACAUCGAGUCAAAAGAAAAAAAGUUGUCUCACAUAUACUUUUUGUAUAAACUUACUAUUCGGUAUAUAUCGGCUUCAAAUAUACCGACCAAAGUCUAUUCAUCAUUACCUUCUUCUCUCUUCAUCCAUUUCAUAUCAACUUCAUCUGUUCAACAUUAUAAUGCCAGAGAUUGGCCUGGGCGAGUCCAUUCCUCCCGACACGGCACAUGCCGUCAGUGUCUCUUUGCCAACAUGGAAAGCAAAUGUCGGAUACGAAGAGGGCGAGGAUUGGGUUGUGAACCGUCUGACGACGGGUUACCCUCGGUGAGCCGAGCCAUAUCAACUGUCGUGCUAUACGAAGUACCCUCACUUACAUGAAACUCCAACAGAUUCUUUGUCCAUAAAGGUAUUCAGGCUUUCGCCAAAGACAUUGUUGAUCGCUAUGGCAGUCCUGGUCAACAGGCCAUGCUCUUCCCUACACCGCGAGUGGCAAACCGCUGUCUAGACUUCAUCCUCCAGCGAAUCUCUCCUGAGCUGGCGAGUCAGGUUCGCAACAUUGACUUUACUCUGGACAAGUCAAAGGAGCUCUCGCCUGUGCUGAAGAAGCUCACUUCCACCAUCUCAGCUGUUGUUUAUCCCUCUGAGGUAUUUCCAAUUGCCAAGCAGUACUGGCAGCACACCGGCGAGGGCACGUCCAGUAGACGUGCUGAGUUCUGCCACGGCCUGUUCAAGGAUGAUCUCCUCAUCCCAGCUGCUCGAUCUCGGACUCCUCCUGAAGCCUCGCAGGGCAGACCUUUCCGCGGUCCAAGACGCUAUACUCGCCCGGGCUCAAUCGAUGGUGUCUCUUCUCCGGCCCCUUCAACGCCCAAGCAACCUUCGCCGGAGACUCCUGUUGAGUCUCUCGAGAGCUCACGUUUCCUUGAAGAGCGCUUUGGUAGAAACCUCGAUUUGUCCAUGGUUGAGCGUGCCAAGUCUGCUAUCCGUAGACGUAUCGCUGGAGCCAUGGCUCAUGACGUUGAUCUGAACAAUGGCCCUCUACCUGCAAUGACAUCCAACACUCGCGGCAUGCCCAACCUUGAGGAGAGCGACGUCUACCUUUAUCCUGCUGGCAUGAACGCCAUUUUUAAUGCUCACCGUGCGCUCCUUCACGCAAGAGAGCCAGCACAGAGUAUCAACUUUGGUUUCCCUUAUGUGGACACACUCAAGAUUCUGCAGAAGUUUGGCCCUGGCUGUCUCUUUUACGGACACGCAUCUGCAGAAGACCUCGAUGAUCUCGAGGCACGACUCAAGAACGGCGAGCGGUUCCUCGGCCUCUUCUGCGAGUUCCCUGGAAACCCCCUGUUGACAUGCCCUGACCUCACUCGCAUCCGCAAACUGGCGGAUGAAUACGACUUCGCAGUCGUUGUCGACGAGACCAUUGGCACAUUUGCCAAUAUCAACGUCCUCCCUGUUGCAGAUGUAGUUGUCAGCAGUCUCACAAAGAUCUUCUCGGGCGACUCCAAUGUCAUGGGUGGAGGGCUUGUUCUCAACCCUGAGAGCAAGUAUUACCUCACACUCAAGACUACCAUGAACGAGAUUUACGAAGACAACUACUGGCCUGAGGAUGUCAUCUUCAUGGAGAGGAACAGUCGCGACUUCGAAUCUCGAGUGGUCCGCAUCAACGCGAAUUCGGAUGCUAUCUGCGAAGUGCUGCGAACACAUCCCCUUGUCAAGAGCAUCUACUAUCCCAAGUACAAUGACUCCAAGUCUCACUACGAAAAGGUCCGUUUGCCAGAUGGCGGAUACGGCGGUCUACUUUCUGUCGUAUUUCAGCAAAAGGAGCAUGCUCAGGCCUUCUUUGACGCAUUGCCUCUUGCAAAGGGACCAAGUCUAGGAACAAAUUUCACAUUGGCCUCACCGUAUGUUCUCCUGGCCCACUACCAAGAACUGGAAUGGGCUGAGCAGUUUGGCGUUGAUCCUUAUCUUGUUCGUGUAAGCGUUGGUUUAGAGGAGACUACCGAACUUCAGGACACUUUUACAAACGCCUUGAAGGCGGCUGAGGCUGUGUCAAUUACGAGCUGAUGAUAAAAAGCAAAUAAAAGUGCUGUUUUCCUUGCACAUAAUCGUCAAUCUGCGUUCUAUAAAGUUCAUGCCAUUACUGUUCCGUACCGAUGCAGUCUUCCGUCGUAAAUCUAAAGAACGAUGUUAGUUGACUGUGCCCUUUACUGGUAGACAGAUGACACAGAACUUACAAAUGUCAUGGUUCUUUCUGAUGCAAAAGUCCGUGUCAAUCCAAGUCGCUCAAAUAUGCCGU
Fusarium odoratissimum NRRL 54006 is the source of this 2350-nucleotide messenger RNA. Its product is annotated as cystathionine gamma-synthase. Bases 523 to 2118 code for a protein of 531 amino acids. The record is from RefSeq and is a predicted model, not a curated record. Lineage: Eukaryota; Fungi; Ascomycota; Sordariomycetes; Hypocreales; Nectriaceae. Gene Ontology annotation, molecular function: pyridoxal phosphate binding; cystathionine gamma-synthase activity. Gene Ontology annotation, biological process: transsulfuration. The transcript is spliced from 2 exons.